AUGGACGGCAAUUACUGUACUAUGGCGGAGACCUUCUUUAACGUCUGUGGACAUGUAGUAACGGUGAUUGAACAUCACAGUGAGUGUACGAUUCCACAAGGAAACCCAUACCACAUUCCUACUGUUCCUACUGCACACAAAGGACAACAGCUCAAGCUAUCUGGCCACAGCUUGACCAGCCUUGGAUGGGCUGGUGCGCAGAUCACAGAAAGCAAGUGCAUUCAUUGUGAAGCGGUUGAGAGAAAGAUACGGUUUGUUCCACCCCCGAACACGUGGAUGUCUGAUCUUGAAGCGGGGGAGCACAAGGCUCUCUCUUCCGCCGAGCUUGGAUCACGAAAAGAGUUUUGGAAAAACUUCGUGUCUGACUUUGCCAUUCUGUCCCAGAGACAGAACGACUUCAACAAAGAGCUUCAAGCCGACGUGAAAAUGCUCGAAGACUACGAUGCAGAAUUUGACAAUACAAUCUACACAGAAGGACGAGGCCCAUUGGAGUGGAACGUGGAUUUAACAGGGAUGAAACGAGACUUCUAUGAUAUCGAACAACAUUUCUACCUCAAAAGAAUUAGAUCAAUGGGAAACCUAGAGAUGGUGUAUCUCUAUGAUCCCUUUAAUUUAUCACCUCUUUCGCAUUCUAUCCUCUAUCCUGUCAAACCUGACGAAAUCCCCAGUGGGGAAAGAUGUGGGUAUUGCAGAGAGGUCAUGGAUUCUGCUGAGCAGAGUGACAAUGUGCAACUGUCGUGUCCGAUUUGUCAAAAAACUGUCCAUAUGUAUGCACCUGUAUAUGACGACACGUGGUAUCCAGAAGAACACAUCUGCGAAGAGUUGGUGGAGCAUAUGACUGAAACGUUUUCGGCGUUCUCGGGUGGGAAUGGGGCGAUCUAG
Messenger RNA from Sclerotinia borealis F-4128, 882 nucleotides. The record is from the annotation of a GenBank genome assembly. NCBI's taxonomy places the organism in Eukaryota, Fungi, Ascomycota, Leotiomycetes, Helotiales, Sclerotiniaceae.